AUGCUCAUGCCCCCAUCGACAUCACGUAAGGGCUUCAUCACCGAACCGACAUCUCUUUAUUCCAUACAAGACGAUCAGGUCUUGCUCGAUUUCUUCCAAGAUUCGUCUGCCACCUCGUCUGCGUGUCUGCAGUCGCCCUUCCAGUACACCACCAACCCUACCACGGCAGCGGCAACCACUCCCACCCUCUACUUCGCCUCGCCUCCUUCUUCCGUCACUUCUUCGCCUACCUUCUCCUCACCGGCCAUCUCCUCCGACUACGCCGUCUUUGACGGCAGCUAUCAUCUUUCUGCUCCUUCGAUGACCCCGGCUUCUUCCUAUAAUCCCUCGAUCCACAUUCAACAACCGGACUCGCCGCAACAACCGCAGCAGCCGCAGUACUAUCUCCACAACCAACAACAACAACAACAAUAUCUUCCUCAAUAUCACUUUGAUCAGACAACGCCCAUGUUGGCACAACACUCGGUGACGAAUAACCACGGUUGGGGUAGCAAUUCGCUCCUCACUCCGGCCAGGUUCCCCUCCUCCGGACUGGAGGCGCAGCAGCAGAAGAAGUCGACAAAACCGCUGCCUACCCCCGUACAGACCCCCGUUCAGAACUCCUACUUGGCUGCUGCCUUUCAGAACUAUGACCCUUCGGCGCCUGAGGCCGAGUUGGCUAUGAGACAUGCAGUGAUGGAACAACAACAGCUUCAACACCAGUCGCAGAACGACUACUCGAUGGCGCAAUCAGUCUCCAGUGUUAGCCAAAAUUCCCCCGUCACUCCUCAGACAAACUAUGACGAGGCAGACGACGUAUCCAAGGCGAUGAUCAAUGGUGAGGACAGAUUUCCCGAUGUUGACCGGUGGAUGGAUGAUUACUUACGUCUCGAUGCACCUUCAGAAUACGGUUCUAGCAACACCAACACCGCCGCCGGCCCUCUCGCCAACAUCCCCAAACUCACCCACACCAUGUCUGAUGUCUAUCAAGAUGAGCUGUUCAUGCAAUCGCAGCAGUCGCAGCAGUCGCAACAAAGCCAACCACAACAAUCCCUUUUCACGCCAUACCGUAAUGUCUUCGCCGAUCGGCUGCAGGCCGCCAGUCAAGGCCACCUGUCUGCUCGCUCGCAGUCGCCCGCCAUGGGUCUCGUUCGUGAACGCUCCCCCUUCCGUCAUGGUUCGCCGCUGGCCGCCGACUUUGACACCACUCCGCUGCCGCCGACGACACACAUGGCGACCAGCAUGCCCAUAGGCCAGAAUGGCCUAAACCUGGCGGCGCGUCACCAGCCGACGGGGGAGCCCAAGACCAUGUCGCCCAAGGAUGCCCUGCUCGACUUCAACGAGGGUGACGAGGCCGCCAACAUGCCCAGUCUCUUCCCCUCCAGCGGGCCCGCUGACUUCCAGAUCGACCCCUUGGGCCUCCGUCGCCAGAGCUCGUCCUCCUUCCGUCCGGCGCAGAACUUCUCUACCUCCAUGACCUCCUUCCCCUCCCAUUACCCAGCGGUAACACCGACAACCGUUCCGACUACCGCCGCCGCGCCCACGACCGACAUAAACACAAUUGUGCGUGGUGGCCCUUACCAGUUCGCUCCCCAGACCACAUCACUGGACUUUCCGGCGUCGCUGCCGACGAUGGAGUCGACGGGUAGUGGAUCCACCACCCUGCAGUCGCCCCCAACAGCCGCCCGCGUGAUGAUGAUGCAGCAGCAGCAGCAGCAGCAGCAUCAGCCGAUGCCUCAGCGCCCAGAGGACACAUCCGCGGACGCCGGCACCUACACCUGCACCUAUCACGGUUGUACUCUACGCUUCGAGUCCCCGGCCAAGCUACAGAAGCACAAGCGAGAGGCACAUCGAUCGACGACUCCCGGCGGCCAUCUGGUGACCCGCGAUACCAACGCGCGCAACUCCCAGGCCGGGCCGCACCGGUGCGAUCGCAUCAAUCCCUCGACGGGCAAGCCGUGCAAUUCCAUCUUCUCGCGACCCUACGAUCUGACGCGUCAUGAGGACACGAUCCACAAUGCGCGUAAACAGAAAGUGCGCUGCCAUCUGUGUACCGAGGAGAAGACCUUCUCGCGCAACGAUGCGCUGACCCGUCACAUGCGCGUCGUGCACCCGGAGGUCGAUUGGCCAGGCAAGCAGCGACGCCGCAGGGGUUAA
Molecule: messenger RNA, 2136 nt
Organism: Penicilliopsis zonata CBS 506.65
Lineage: Eukaryota; Fungi; Ascomycota; Eurotiomycetes; Eurotiales; Aspergillaceae
Exons: 2
Coding region: 1-2136 (711 amino acids)
Biological process (GO): regulation of transcription by RNA polymerase II
Cellular component (GO): nucleus
Source: RefSeq, a predicted model, not a curated record